This is a messenger RNA of Pyrus x bretschneideri (Chinese white pear), 1786 nucleotides long. Its product is annotated as translation initiation factor eIF-2B subunit beta. The transcript has 11 exons. Gene Ontology annotation, biological process: translational initiation. Bases 177 to 1430 code for a protein of 417 amino acids. The record is from RefSeq and is a predicted model, not a curated record. NCBI's taxonomy places the organism in Eukaryota, Viridiplantae, Streptophyta, Magnoliopsida, Rosales, Rosaceae. Gene Ontology annotation, cellular component: eukaryotic translation initiation factor 2B complex. Gene Ontology annotation, molecular function: guanyl-nucleotide exchange factor activity; translation initiation factor activity.
UCCUCUCCCUCUCCUCCGGUUUACUUUCCUCCCCCGUCUUCGAUUCCGCAAACUCACCUUCUUCUCGGCCUCAUCUUCUUCGAACCCAUCUCCUUGUUCUUCUCAGCCUCUCACAGUCGCAGCAUCACUCGCCCACACACUCUCUCACUCACUCCAGGUUAAAUUUGGUGAUAGCCAUGCCAGACGUGCAUUCCCUUGUGAAUGAUUUCCUUAUUAAGCUUAAAAAGCGUAAAAUUGAGGGCUCGCUGGCCACCGCAAAACAGACGGCUGAAUUAAUUCGGUCGGUAAUUUCAGCGCAGCGGGUGCCCUACACAAAUCAAGCUGGAGCAUUGAUUGAUGCUGUGAAGGCUGUUGGGGAGCAGCUGAUUGCUGCAAAUCCUGUUGAGCUUGCUGUGGGUAAUAUUGCGAGGCGUGUUUUGCACAUUAUUAGGGAGGAGGAACAUUCUCUCACUACUGCUGCUAUGGCUGGGUUGAACAUGUCAACUGUUAGUGAUGAUGAAGAUGAUGUUGACCAUGACAACCAUCCGGUUCUAUCUGCUGCUGUUGUUGCGGCUGCUGCAAGAAGCACACUGCGUCCACCAUCUUUGCAAACACUGCUUGAGGACAUACCUGAUGCAGCAGCUGUUCCUCGCACUUCUUCAUCUGGGGGUGAUUCUGAAGAAAAAACCAAAUCUGCUGAAAAAAGUUCAAAAAGUCGGAAGCUGAAGCAUGGUGUUAUUGAAGCAGUCAAUGAACUUAUACAAGAUAUUGGCACUUGCCAUGAACAGAUUGCUGAGCAAGCAGUAGAGCACAUUCACCAUAAUGAGGUUAUAUUAACUUUAGGUAGUUCAAGAACAGUACUGGAAUUUCUAUGUGCCGCUAAGGAGAAAAAAAGAUCGUUUCGGGUAUUUGUUGCAGAGGGAGCUCCAAGGUAUCAGGGGCAUCUUCUUGCUAGAGAACUAGUUGCAAGAGGUUUACAGACCACGCUGAUAACUGAUUCAGCUGUUUUUGCCAUGAUAUCUCGAGUCAACAUGGUUAUCGUUGGCGCUCAUGCUGUCAUGGCCAAUGGGGGGGUCAUAGCACCUGUCGGGUUGAAUAUGGUAGCACUUGCAGCACAAAGGCAUGCUGUCCCUUUUGUUGUACUUGCCGGCAGUCACAAGUUGUGCCCUUUGUAUCCUCACAAUCCUGAAGUUUUACUUAAUGAGUUAAGAUCUCCUUCUGAGCUACUGGAUUUUGGAGAGUUCUCAGAUUGCAUGGAUUUUGGAAGUGGCACUGCUUCUUCACUUCUUCAAGUUGUCAAUCCUACAUUUGAUUAUGUGCCACCAAAGCUUGUCAGUCUAUUUAUCACUGAUACGGGAGGGCAUAAUCCUUCAUAUGUGUACCGGCUCAUCGCAGAUUAUUAUUCUGCUGAUGAUUUGGUGGUCCAACGAAGACCUGCUAUGGGCAGUUGAGUUCAGCUCCCACAUGUUUAUCAUAUUCUUGGAUAUACCGUUGGGUGUGCGUGUGCCUCAAGUUCCGUCAUGAAUGUUUAUUUACUGUAUAUGGAACUAACAUUUUGCCUGUAUUCUAGCUUCAGGUAGUAUAAUGGUGGUGGAUGGAUGAAGCGGAAAAUGAAAUUAAACUAUCGUCGUGCUGAACCAUGGGGAGCGUUAUCAUCAUGCACAGGACAUAAGAGAAACAAGGAGAGCCAAUUUUGUGUAUGUGGCCAUUUAGGAAACGUAGAGCUGUAUUGAUACUGAAGUGAAUAGACGGUGGUGAUUUUUGCGAUUGUGGAAGGACAAAUGGAAAGGCAUAUUGUUUCCCAUAA